Messenger RNA from Schistosoma haematobium, 3957 nucleotides. RefSeq lists its product as uncharacterized. Gene Ontology annotation, biological process: L-methionine cycle. Gene Ontology annotation, molecular function: adenosylhomocysteinase activity. Lineage: Eukaryota; Metazoa; Platyhelminthes; Trematoda; Strigeidida; Schistosomatidae. The coding region runs from base 1814 to 3112 and encodes 432 amino acids. Gene Ontology annotation, cellular component: cytosol. The transcript has 6 exons. The record is from RefSeq and is a predicted model, not a curated record.
GACUUCGAAAUUAGCAGGUCCCCAGUCAUUCGACACAGAUCAUCUACGUCGACGAUCUACAAUAGUUACUCAUAAUACCCUUACCAUGGCUUUUAAGCUUGUCUCAGUACCGAUAUUGUAUUUACAAUAGGUAUUCAACAGCCCUUUGGAAUACCAUGUAACAACGUCGAACAACAUAAUAAUUUGUACACACUGCACUUAGGUCGACUGAAAAUUAAGGAGACUACCGUAGCAUUUAGAGGGUAUAAUGCAAGUGCAGUCAGAACUCAUCGGUUAAUGAAAAGGAAAGACUUAAUACAAUCCUGUUAUUGAAUUUAGUUGGAGAUGCGUUACAUAGGUUGAGAGGCUGAAAAAGGCGCGAACUUUAACUUGGAUCAGUCAAGUGGCCAUAGCUACUCAGCACGUUAGUUCAUUUAGGUUUGUGUGGUACAAUAGACGUGUAUUUCUUUCUUAUUAUGGACUCAUUUCGCAAGAAGAAAAAUAGCAUUUGAUGUGUUAUAACGUGCAAGAACCUCUGGUUAAAUGUAUCGCGCUAACGCGACGAUCUGUCCUGUGAAAUGAUAGUUUGGGCGAGUAUUGCUAAUUAUGGUGAGAUCUUUCUUUUCUGUACUUGCAGUGAGUAAUAACCAGGAGAGUUGUUCAUUAAAAUGACUUGAUUAUGAGUUGAUUUGUUGCCAAGUUUUUAUGCAGUAUCAGUAUGUCUUCAGUAACAAGGAUAGUAGGUUGGUAGACACUUGUCAAUCAUUGUAGCAUAUUUACCAGAGAAAAUCCAACUUCUCCUUAAAAGUGUUCACUGGUUUGGCUGGUACUAGUUCUUAGGGUAAGGCCUUUCAGUCAUUUAACCACCCGGUGAGAAAAGCGCAACCCCACCUUGAGUGUUUCAGAUCACAGUUCCGAAUCUUCUUGCUAUGGCAUCAAAAAUAACUUGUUCCGAAAAGCGAAAAAAGAUUGGACUUGUUGGCACCGAGAUGAUUGAUAAUAUAGGGUGUCAAUAUAAAGUCAUUUCGAGUUCUACGAUUAGAGGAAAACCGUCGAACGUUUAGGCGUUCAUCGUUGGAUUUUGAAAAAACCGACUUCUGACCUUGUUCCCAAACACUGAACACGCUCGAGUGUGUCGGUAACGUUCGUAAGACAUGAACCAAGUGGUUGGAUCCUGUAGUACAACGGUGGUUUUACUUUGGUGGUGUAAAUUCGUAAGACCUUGUCAAAGCAUUUGAGCGUCCAGGCAAGUGACCAUGUUGCUUGUAAACAGCUACUGCAUCACUCACAUCCGGACUCUCUCAAUAAUGAUACUUCGUUGGAAGUUUACCGGGGCGAGGAACCUCGAUAAUUUGUAUGUUCAGCUUAUAUCGGUGCCCGCAAUUGUCUUUCUUCAAACCAUGUUUAUUUGUCACUUGUAUCUGCAAACUCUUUCACUUCGUUUGGUGUUCAAGGCAAUACUAAUACUUCGCAGGAAUCCUCCCAUGGUCUCAUUAAACAGGAGUCAGUAACUCGAUAGAGAAACUGGCGGCCAUCGUCAUACUUCGGUUAGAUCGCGAAUUAAGACCUUUCAGUUUCUCGUAUGGCUCCUUCAAACCGUAUAAGGGUCUAGGCACGUAGUUUUCCUGUUCAUUACAUUAUGUGAACACUAGUGUUUAGUUCUGUUUUUUUUGUGUCACAAAAUACUUACGUCUUUUUCACAUCCUAUGUUUAUGUUUCAUCCUACAUACACUAGAUUUGGCUGUCGUUUUUACAACUUCUAGGGGUUUGACACGUCCCAUAUUCAUCUGCUGGAAAUAAUUCUUCAGGCGACUCGUGAAUCUGUUCUCUAAUCAUGCCGAAACCACCGUUUAAAGUUGCCGACAUCAGUUUAGCGGAUUGGGGUAGAAAGGAAAUCAAGUUAGCAGAGAAUGAAAUGCCAGGGCUUAUUAUGAUGAGGCAAAUGUAUGGCAAAGAAAAGCCACUCACUGGAGCUAGGAUUGCUGGAUGUCUUCAUAUGACUGUUCAGACUGCAGUUUUAAUUGAAACCUUAGUCGAACUGGGAGCAUCGGUUCAAUGGUCAUCCUGCAACAUUUUUAGCACACAAGACCAUGCUGCCGCAGCCAUUGCAAAGACAGGCGUUCCAGUUUACGCGUGGAAAGGUGAAACCGAUGAGGAGUACACUUGGUGUAUAGAGCAAACUUUAAUAUUUCCUGAUGGUUUACCUUUAAACAUGGUGUUAGACGAUGGUGGUGAUCUUACAUCUCUUGUUCACGAGAAACAUCCUGAAUAUCUUGAAGGCAUAAGAGGCAUAACAGAGGAAACCACAACUGGUGUUCGGAAUCUUUAUAAGAUGUUUUCCAGUGGUCGACUAAAAUGUCCGGCCAUCAACGUUAACGACUCUGUUACUAAGAGCAAAUUCGACAAUCUCUAUGGUUGCCGUGAAUCGUUGGUUGAUGGAUUAAAAAGAGCCACUGACAUCAUGCUUGCAGGAAAGGUAGCAUUAGUCGCAGGUUAUGGAGAUGUUGGUAAAGGGUGUUCUCAAGCUCUUCGUUCUUAUGGCGCGCGUGUACUUAUAACAGAAGCCGAUCCAAUCAAUGCUUUACAGGCUGUUAUGGAGGGUUACGAAGUAACAACAAUGGAAGAUGGUGCGAAAAGAGCGAAGAUAUUUGUUACUGCCACUGGUUGUGUAGAUAUAAUUUCUGGUGAGCAUUUCUCAGAAAUGAUGGACGAUGCGAUUGUCUGUAAUAUUGGCCACUUUGAUACUGAAGUCGAUGUUAAGUGGCUCAAUGAGAAUUGUGUCAGUAAAGAAUCAAUCAAACCUCAAGUUGAUCGUUACACAUUAAAAAAUGGAAGGCAUAUUAUUCUACUUGCAGAAGGUCGCCUAGUAAAUCUAGGCUGUGCUCAUGGUCAUCCUAGUUUCGUAAUGUCAAACUCUUUUACAAAUCAGGUACUAGCACAGAUUGAGCUAUGGACAAAACCCGAUCAGUAUCCAGUUGGCGUCCAUUUUCUCCCUAAAAAGUUGGAUGAAGCUGUUGCUGCCGCUCACUUGGAACAGUUAGGUGUCAAACUAACAAAAUUAACCAAAAAGCAAGCUGAUUAUCUGGGUGUACCAGUUGACGGACCAUUCAAGGCGGAACACUAUAGAUAUUAAAUUUAAGUUACUUGAUUUGUAAAAUAUGUCAAUUUAUAUGUAUCAUAAUCUAAUGAACUGUUAUUACUCUAAAAUACAGAUGCGUUGGAAAAAAGUAUUAUUUGUCUAAAAUAGUAAAUCUCCUGAACACAUUAAGAACUUUGUUAAUUGUUUUAUGUGCAUGAAGGUUCACUUCGUAUGUCAGUAAUUUUAGUGUCUAACAUGUAUACAUAGUAACUACUUUUAAGUUUGUUGCACCUAUUUUGUUACAAACUACAUAAUGAUAUCUGCAGUUCCUAUACACCUUUUCAAUAAGUAUUUACCGACUAUAUUGUAUUUACUUUAACUGUAGGAUCAAUUUUCUGUACUCAUUGGUCAUCUUUUAACAGGCAUUUCAGCUUAAAUUUAUUUUCGGGAAUCGAAUACCUAUCAUUACUGAAUAUGGGACCCAACAUAUUCUAUUGAUUGGCUACAGACUGCAAUGUUUUUAUACAAUAAAUCUAACCAUUAGUAAUCAAGAACAUAUAACGGGUAGGUAUUGCGAUCGCACUCAAUUUAAAUAAACAUGAUGAAUGUAUUAUCAGCUCGUCACGAGUCAGGACACUGGUUCAGUAAUAGGACAAAGCUCAUAUUAUGGCAACCGACACCGUUUUGAUCUGCUUGAGCUCCAUUACGUCAGUUUAAGUUACAUGUAACCCAUAUAAGAGCUAAACAAAUAAUACGAAUUUGACUUGAAUGCUGAUCAUUUUCGUAACGUUUCAAUGUUCUUGGGUCAUUACAGUAAAGUCAUAAUUUACAUAGCUUAGUGUGACUACAAUAUAAGUAUUGACUGUGGUGUACUAGGACCUGAUUUCUAUGAUGAACAA